AUGGCCAAAGACAAGGAAGAGAAGAAGGGCGGCGGCUUCCAGCUGAAGGUCCCCAAGGGCACCAAGGACUGGGAGGGCAAGGACAUGGUCAUCCGCGACAAGAUCUUCGGCACCAUCACCGACGUCUUCAAGCGCCACGGCGCCGUCACCAUUGACACGCCCGUCUUCGAGCUGAAGGAGAUUCUGGCCGGCAAGUAUGGCGAGGACAGCAAGCUCAUCUACGACCUGGCCGACCAGGGCGGCGAGCUGUGCUCCCUGCGCUACGAUCUGACCGUCCCCUUCGCCCGCUGGCUGGCCAUGAACUCGAGCGUGCAGAGCAUCAAGCGCUACCACAUCGCCAAGGUCUACCGCCGCGACCAGCCCGCCAUGACCAAGGGCCGCAUGCGUGAAUUCUACCAGUGCGAUUUCGACAUCGCCGGCACCUACGACCCCAUGCUCCCCGACGCCGAAAUCCUGCGCAUCACCACCGAGAUUUUCGACGCUCUGGGCUGGAACGGCCGCUACACCAUUAAGAUCAACCACCGCAAGAUCCUCGAUGGCAUCUUCGCCGUCUGCGGUGUCCCCACCGACAAGAUUCGUACAAUCUCGAGUGCCGUCGACAAGCUGGACAAGCAACCCUGGACCGAAGUGCGUAGGGAAAUGACCGAGGACAAGGGUCUCGACCCUGCCGUCGCGGACAAGAUUGGCGAAUUCGUGAACCUGAAGGGUGGCGAGGAUUUGCUGGCAAAGCUGCAGGCCAACGAGACGCUCACGGCUAACGAGUCGGCCAAGAAAGGCCUGGAAGACAUGGCACUCCUCUUUAACUACCUCAACAUCUUCAACGUCAUGGACAAAAUCUCCUUCGACAUGUCGCUGGCCCGCGGCCUCGACUACUACACCGGCGUCAUCUACGAAGUCAUCACCGAGGGCUCCGCGCCCGCCUCAGCGCCCGACGCAGCCCCGGCGGCGCAGAGCGCACAAAAGUCGAGCAAGAAGAAGAAGGCUGGUGCCGACGAUGAUCGGUCUGACGACCCGUCCGUCGGCGUCGGUUCCGUCGCCGCGGGCGGCCGCUACGACGAGCUGGUGGGCAUGUUCAGUGGCAAGAGCCAAAUCCCUUGUGUCGGUAUCUCCUUUGGUGUCGAGCGCAUCUUCAGCAUCACGAAGGCGCGCAUGGAGGCGGAGAAGACGGCUGCUGCGGUGCGCCUCAACGAGAUCGAUGUCUUCGUCAUGGCCUUCGGCGGCAAGGGCUUCACCGGCCUGCUGCCUGAACGCAUGGAGGUCGCCCGCACUCUGUGGGAGGCUGGUAUCAAGGCCGAAUUCAGCUGGAAGGUUAAGCCCAAGCUGCCCCAGCAGUUCAAGCAGGCUGAAACCGGCGGCGUGCCCUUCGCCAUCAUCCUUGGCGAGGAUGAACUCAAGGACGGCAAGGUCAAGAUCAAGCAAAUGGGCUUGCCGGAAGGCCACCCCGAGAAGGACGGCGUGCUCAUCGAGAAGAGUAACAUGGUCGCGGAGGUUAAGAAGAGAGUGGAUGACUUCAACGCUGCAAAUGAUAUCGCGGAGAAGGUGGGUGCGGCCAGCGUUCACUAG
Messenger RNA from Lasiodiplodia theobromae, 1563 nucleotides. Its product is annotated as Histidyl-tRNA synthetase. Gene Ontology annotation, cellular component: mitochondrion; cytoplasm. Bases 1 to 1563 code for a protein of 520 amino acids. Lineage: Eukaryota; Fungi; Ascomycota; Dothideomycetes; Botryosphaeriales; Botryosphaeriaceae. Gene Ontology annotation, biological process: mitochondrial translation; histidyl-tRNA aminoacylation. The transcript is spliced from 2 exons. Gene Ontology annotation, molecular function: histidine-tRNA ligase activity; ATP binding. The record is from RefSeq and is a predicted model, not a curated record.